Canis lupus familiaris (dog) is the source of this 585-nucleotide messenger RNA. Its product is annotated as V-type proton ATPase subunit E 2-like. The record is from RefSeq and is a predicted model, not a curated record. Gene Ontology annotation, biological process: proton transmembrane transport. The transcript is spliced from 2 exons. Bases 1 to 393 code for a protein of 130 amino acids. Gene Ontology annotation, cellular component: proton-transporting two-sector ATPase complex, catalytic domain. Lineage: Eukaryota; Metazoa; Chordata; Mammalia; Carnivora; Canidae. Gene Ontology annotation, molecular function: proton-transporting ATPase activity, rotational mechanism.
AUGGGCCCACAGCAAAGAUCAGCCAUUGAAAAGGUUCUGGGAGUCUACCAGGGGCUCCUGGAUAAACUAGUGCUCCAGGGUCUGCUCCGGCUGCUGGAGCCCGUGGUAAUUAUACGCUGCAGGCCACAGGACCUCCUCCUGGUGGAGGCUGCAGUGCUAAAAGCCAUCCCUGAGUACAUGGCAGUCUCCCAUAAAUGUGUGGAAGUCCAAGUUGAUCAAGAGGUGCACCUGUCUAUGAAUGCAGCUGGAGGUGUGGAGGUCUACAGUGGCAAUCAGAGAAUAAAGGUUUCCAAUACCCUAGAAAGUCGACUGGAUCUCUUAGCCCAACAAAAGAUGCCUGAAAUACGAAAGGCCUUGUUUGGAGCCAAUGCCAACAGAAAGUUCUUUAUAUAAGCCUCUGUGAAGUGAAGCUCAUGUUGAAUUGCUAAGCCAUUAAAAGCCUAAGUUAUUAGGGCAAAGGAAACUAGUAAUGUUUCCUCCUCUUUGUUGUUUUCACAGGAGUCUAUUAUCUUUCAUGAAGUGCCCUCUGAAUAGCUAAAAGCGUAUUUUGGAAUAAAACCUGAAAAUGCUUAAAAAAAAAAAAAA